GCGCGCCCACUGAGCAUACUCGGCGCUUCUUGCACCGGUAUUAUUACAGAAAAAGCGCAUAGAGAAUGCCUACCAAGCAACUCGACGCAAGGCUAUGCUCGCCGACUAUGGUCUCACCGAAGAAGAUGCUCACCUGCUGCCCGCCAUGCUGCCGCUCUCCCCAAGCGUAUUGGAUCUCAGAGCAGCAGCACGUCCACAUCCCUACGUUGAAGCGGAGCUGGACCAACAAGAGGCGCCGUCUCGUCCCGACGAGGAUUUCCAAGAAUCGGGACUAGCUCCUACUCUCUCUGCAAGUCAGUCAUCCACAUUGUCCACGCGGCGCUUCCGAUCGGAUGGGUUCGAGGCCGUAGACGAAGAGGAAGCGCGUCCGAUGCUGCUCAAUCCUUAUGCGGCAGCUUCCUCCCUGCCUCUAGACUUGCGAAACUCCACGUCGCCCACACACGGCCUUCUGUGUGCUCAUCGCAACAGCAUCAGUGAUCCGUCAGUGUCGAGUGGGCAUGUGGACACCUUCGACAAGAAUUGUCGAAGAUGCGAUGACCGCGGCAAGAUGGGCACCUCAUCGACCCAGGCGCAAAGUGGCGCUCUCUUGGUCGACGACCGCUUCUCCGCCGAAGUCAUCAGCGCCAUGCAUACCAGGCUCAGUAGGUCUGGUGCGUUCAUAGAUCUGAGCCCGCGCUGGCACAUCGUCGCUGUUACGCGCUCUUUGAAUGGAAGAGCCGCCAAUGAGCUCCGGGAGUUGGGCGUAGAGGUGGUGGAAGCGGACUUGCAAAAGCCUGAAAGCAUCGCCGCCGUUCUCAAAGCUGCUUACGCGUGCUUCAUUCCGCCAUACUGCCUUUGGGGCUGGCCACUAGCGCCCCGCAUGCUGGACGCAUUGGACAUGCCUGGCGGCCUCAUCGAUCAGCUCUGCACCGCGGAGUGCUCCGUCGAGGUUGUCAUCUACGAGUGGGUUUGCAGCGGUAGAGCGAAAAUCUUCCAACGCGCUGACGAGACGCUACAGUGCGAUCGAGACUAUCCGUGCGGAUUGUAGCCAGCCUCCGGCGUCAAUACUGAAGAGCAACACCAUCGAUGUCAAGCUACGACAGGCGAACGCCGCUGGACACCUCAAAUGCGUGACGACGUUGGACAAUGUGGUACCGUGAGUGGAUUCAUUGUUGCGUAGAGGAUGCACGACUCAGGCACACGUCGAGCCUCCGCAGCUU
Ceraceosorus guamensis is the source of this 1199-nucleotide messenger RNA. RefSeq lists its product as hypothetical. The record is from RefSeq and is a predicted model, not a curated record. The transcript is spliced from 4 exons. The coding region runs from base 95 to 1027 and encodes 310 amino acids. NCBI's taxonomy places the organism in Eukaryota, Fungi, Basidiomycota, Exobasidiomycetes, Ceraceosorales, Ceraceosoraceae.